Molecule: messenger RNA, 3521 nt
Organism: Diaporthe batatas
Lineage: Eukaryota; Fungi; Ascomycota; Sordariomycetes; Diaporthales; Diaporthaceae
Exons: 2
Coding region: 79-3249 (1056 amino acids)
Biological process (GO): phosphorelay signal transduction system; protein autophosphorylation
Molecular function (GO): histidine phosphotransfer kinase activity; phosphorelay sensor kinase activity
Source: RefSeq, a predicted model, not a curated record
UCGCGACGAUCAGUGCACACUCAUGCUACAAUAUGGUUACCUGAGACGUUAGUAGGAUCUGUCCCUGUACAGCCAACAAUGUUCUUUCCAAAAGCAGAUGCUGCAGUUCUGUCCUACAAACUCGCUCCGCCGCCAUCGUACCCGGAGGUUGUGGGACCGAUUUACGACCCACGCAACGCCGAUUCCCCAUGCCCGGCGUGGUCUCCAGAUGAACAAAAGGCCCUCUAUCCUCCCAAGGCGGAACCGUAUGCGCCAGCGACAAUCCCAGAAAAGAGACAAUGCUACUCAGAUUGUUAUCUUCGAGCUCCCUUAGCCAGGAACGAGAGGCUCCGGCUGUCUAUGCUUUGGUACUACACGCGCGACAUCUUUAAGGAAUUCGAGUUCCUCUCGGGCCUGCAGGAGAAAGUAUGCAUCGCCCAGGAGUCUACGGGGUGGGACUGUGCCAUCAUCGGCGUCCUGGACGUCAACUUCUAUAAACGCCUUGCCACGGUCGGCACACCGCUCGGGAUCCUGCCACGGGGCGAGACUCUUUGCGCGCACAUGGUCGCCCAGCCUCUUGGGAGUGUUUUCUUGCUGCCGGACAUGCGCCGAGACUGGAGGUUUGAGAAGUCACCUUACGUCGAGUACGGUGGUCUUCUUGCAUAUGCUGGUGCCCCGCUCCGACUGCAGAACGAGGAUGGUGACGCCGUGUGCCUCGGGUCGAUCUGCGUAGCCUCUACCACACCACGCGAACCCUUGACAAGAGCGCAGCAAACUACCAUAGCCCGUCUGGCCGACUGGAUUGUCUCCGACAUUGUGCAACUCACACGGGCGCGGCGCCAAAGAGAAAGACGCCGGAUGGUCGACAUGCUAGCGGCAGCGCAGGAAGAGACAGAUGACGCGGUUUCCGAGGAGCCCAUCACGCGGAUGCUGCAGACUGCAUAUCCAGGCGCCGUGAUCAGUCUGCAAACCUGCAAGGCCGGCCAUGUGGAGUUCAAGGGUCGGGACCCGGUAUCGUUGUCUGAGUUUUCAAGCCACGUGUGGGAGGAUGCUGAAUACAUCGACGACUUCAUUGCCCAGUCAAAUCACCGAGAGCUCCCUACCGACAGGGUGGUGCGUGCCAUUGCUGCACCAUGUGAGAGUGUGUCAGGACAUUCUUAUCUCGUCGUUGGGUCUAAGGACUUUCAACAGAUCUUUGACGAUAUCGACGCGUGGUUCGUACAGACUUGCGCGGUCAUUAUAUCCCAGAUGUGGCACAAGCGGCUCUUGGGAGAGGUCAUGGUCGCCAAGGAGAAAUUCCUGCGUGGUUUUUCUCACCAGUUGCGAACCCCAGUGCAUGGGAUUUUGGGCUCCGUGGAGCUGUUGGCUGAAGACCUCAAGGCACGAAAAUUGGGCGACACAGUCUCGACGACUAUGGAAUUGCUCCAGACGAACGCGAUCACCAAGACCGAUGUGGACCACGGAGUGUACCUCGACACAAUCAAGACGGCUGGACGAGACCUAAUAUCAAUCAUAAACAGCAUGAUAACGCUCAACAGGUGGGCCGAUGUCGCCAUAACAGAACGGCAGUAUGCAACAUAUACCACCUAUGAGCUCGAGGCUGAACUGGCCGCCGAAGUGCAGAAGGUGAUCUCAGGCGACACACGUUAUAACGCCUCUAUCUUUUUCAACCACAAUUUCCCACCAGAUCGCUGCAGUCUCCGAACGGACCUUGGCCUGUUGCGAGACAGCCUGCUUCCUGUCAUCGUGAAUGCGAUACAAAACACCCCAAAGGGCCUGGUCGAGAUCUCCAUAUCAGUCCAGCCAGAAUCCAAACAACUUGUCGUGGACAUCAAGGACACAGGUCACGGCAUUCCCGCCAAAGACCAUCAGCGGAUUUUUGAGCUUUACGAGCAGGUCGACGUGUAUUCGACUGGUGCCGGUUUGGGUCUGACGCUGGCAACUAGAUUCGCAGCAUUGCUCCAGGGCUCGAUCGAGCUGGUCUCAUCUGAGAUCAAUCAUGGAUCGCACUUCAGAGCUACUUUUCAAGACGUGGAACUGGAAUGUUCAGAAUCGCCUCUCCGGCCUGAGCCAGCGGUGACACAACCAGCGAACAUACCUCUACGUUUCCAUGUUGUUCCAUGCUCGAAGGCCUCGAAUUUGAGCGAUCACUUUGCCAAGUCCCUUACCUGCUACGGCUUCACUGCGUCGGAAAAUCUCGAGGACGCCCUCGCAAUUCUGGAGUUUGUAGCCGACCCGGAAGAGCAUCGCGCCAUGAUUUCGCAAUUACCGUCAGAUCGAGUCGUGCUCUGUCCAGUCCCUUUCUCGGAGGGAGAACUUGGCUUCGAUAAUACCACACAUACAAAUGUUGUCUAUGUACAUGGACCUUUUGGUGCUCGAACGUUGAGCUCGGCACUUGAGCGCGCCGACAAGGUCAUCUCGCUGUUCGAUCAAGCGGUUAAGCCUCGAGCCACGACAGAUCUUGUUGUGCUUCCAAAGCCGACCGCUUGCAUGAGCAAUGACAAGACCGAACCUGAAGGCGUACCGAAUGGUGAAUCGGAAGCAGCUGCCAGUCUCAUGGUUGACCCGAGCGGCACCCCGAAGUCUCCAGGAUGCGAAUCGGCGAGUGUGCCCAGCAGCCCGAAGCCACUCCAGGUCCACCGGACCGAGGAGGGGGUCCCGGUUGAUCCUUUGCAUUCAAGGAAAGGACAAUUACUUCAAGUUACACCGCCGGCGGAAGAUAGCCCUGCUGUUCCUGAACCCCAGAGCUCCGCGGACACGAUAGCCAAGGAUGGCCAAACCCUUUCUGAUCAAUAUCAAAAGUCUGAGCUGGCAGACAUAUUUGCCGAUCACUCAACCACCUCCAAUCCUACUGCGCUGCUGGUCGAUGACAACGCCCUAAAUCUGCAGGUCAUGCAGAUGUAUUGCAAGAAGCGCAGUCUGCCAUACCUAUGUGCGAGGGACGGCCUGGAGGCCAUAUCGGUGUUCCAAAACCGUCAAGAAUGUGCGGCGGCUGAGAAAGAGGUGUCGCCGAUCCAGCUCGUUCUGAUGGAUCUUCAAAUGCCAAUGUGCGAUGGGAUCGAAGCCACGAAACGAAUCCGGCAGCUAGAGAAGGAGAGGAAUUGGGGGCAGAGCGUCCUCUUCACCGUGACGGGUCAGGAUAGCCUUGCUGAUCGCGCGGCCGCGCGUGAUGCGGGGUCGCAGGAGUACCAUGUCAAGCCUCUCAGCAUGAAGACUCUGGACACGGGGUUGAAGCGUUAUUUUCCAUGUUUUCAGGCAGGUAAGCGGUAAGGAAAACGGUUAUUAGCAGCAUUGUACCGGUAUUUCCUUUUUAUAUGCAUGUCAUAAGGGUAGUGGUUGCAAGUAGAACGGAUAAGGGCACAUAGCAAUAGCAUAGCGUAUAGGAGUAUUGAAAUUCAAGGACUAAGAUAUACUUAGGCUGGCUCCUCUUUCUUGCCUCCUCUCCGCUGAGAGUCCCCGUCCCUUUUGAUAGACAAUUCCUUGCGCCUUCUCCGCUUCCUCGCGGCGUUAGAACGGCGUUAGAUCGGCGUUGGUCAGCUUGC